GCGAAAAAUCCCCAAACCCAAACCCUAACCCCCUUCGGUUCCCGGCCAUGGCCUCGCCCGGCACGGAUGACGACAUCGGCGACGAGCACCUGUUCGACGGCGUCCGCUUCUUCCUCGUCGGAUUCGAGAGCGACGUCGCGUCCCAGUACCGGUCGGAGAUGGAGCGGCGCGGCGGCGCCGACGCCGGGCCGUCGGGCAACGGGUGCACGCACGUGGUCGUGUCGAACCUCUUCUACGAUGACCCGACGUGCGUGGCCGCGCGUGCAGAGGGGAAGAAGGUCGUCAGCGAGCAGUGGGUAGAGGACAGCUUGGAUUGCGGGGAGCUUGCUGAUGCUGAUAGGGUUAUCUAUUGGCCGGUGAGACAUUCGAAGGGAAUACCGGGUGCGCAAUCACUGCUUAUUUGCUUGACGGGUUACCAAAAAAACUAUCGCGAAUACAUAACGAAAAUGGUUUCUUUGAUGGGAGCACGAUUCUCCAAACCUUUGUUAGCAAAUGCAGUCACUCACCUUAUUUGCUAUAAAUUUGAAGGUGAGAAGUAUGAGGUUGCGAAAAAGGUGAACAUCAAACUUGUUAAUCACCGGUGGUUGGAAGACUGCUUAAAGGCAUGGAAAAUUCUCCCAGUCGAUGAUUAUAGUAAAAGUACUUGGGAUCUAGAGUUAAUGGAUGCACAAGUCAAUGACUCUGAACAUGAAGCAGAAGCUGCAGGUCCAAGGCCAUUGAACAAUAGGUCCAAUGUCAGGUGCACCCCCAAAUCAAAAAAUUGCGAGGAAGCUUUUGUGGAGCCUGAUGUCGAUGCAUCAAAGCGAUCACCUAUCACUCCCAGUGGCAAUAGACAGGUAGUUGCAGGAGGGAAUUUGAACACCCCUGGUAAUACCAUGAACACAGAAUAUGCAGACAGCAAGCCACAUGAUACUAUAGGCCAAGGCAGUCCUAACUCUAAUUUAUUGGCAGUUUCUGCAAUGGAUGAUGUCCUCGCACCCAUUCAAACUUCAUUCGGCCUCAGUCAAAAGAGAGAUAACUCUGUAGUAAGGAACAUAAAUAGCCCUCUGCAGGAAGCUGAAGGAAAAUAUGUUGGUGUAAAGACACAGGACCUUGCAAGUGGUAUUCUAGGCCCUCCAAGCUCAAGGGAAGUGACUGUUUUUAGUAAUUAUCAUUUAAAUACCUUGAAUGGGACUCCAGGCAUUCUAAAUGUCCAUACGGAUAAUGCUUCUGGAAAAUCUUCUACCAGUCAUGACCAGAUCUAUGUUGCUAAAGUCUUAUUGACCAGCCCUUCGAGAGGAAAUCAGUCUGUGAAUGAUCUCGAUUCAUCAAAAGUUAACAGAUGGCAGCAUCAGGAGAAGGAUGGACCCUCAGGUACUGAUGUCACAGGUGCUUGUUGGUUAACUACUGAUGACAUGGUCACCAAUCAUGAGUCCAAUCCAAAAUCAGGAGGUGAUUCCAAAUCCAACAGCAUCAAGAACACAAGGAACUCUAAAAAGGCCUCUCGGAAGUCAUUGUUACCAGAAGGGCGUUCAGUUAACCAUAUGGCAUCACCUAAGAAGGCUGAAGAAAGCACACCAAGAGCUGACUCCAAUAUUUCUUCAUUACAAAUGGGACAUCAAAAGAUUUUUGAGCAUGCUGACGUUCAGAGCAUGAAAGGCAAUGAAAAUAUAAAGACUGCGGAUGGACUAGAUGGUGCACAUGCUCAGAAAAGGAAAAGCUUAGUGUCCCCAUCUAGCCUAAACUUGCAAAAGGAAGAUCCGGUUUCCGAAACUGGUCCUUUAGAUUCUCCAUUUGUUAGUUGGCUCAGUGAUGCAUCUGAUGCCGAAGCUAAUGCUUUAAGUUUUGGAAAGCAACAAUCUAGCUUAUCUACAAGCAGAAAAACAAGAUCUAGGAAGACUUCUAUCAAGCAUGGUGGUCCCAUUAAUGGAAUCAAGCUUCCUGAAUCUUCUUCAAGUGAUAAGAAUGUAAAAUCUUUGCCGAAAGCAAGAAUGUCACUCAAAGCAAUGGCAGAAAACAAAUCCACGAGUCCUUCACCCACUGUUCAAGACGGAAGGACAAGGUCCAGUUUCUCCUUUCAAAAUAAGGACAGGGAAGAUACACAAGGUAGUGGUAAUGCAGUGAAUCAAGAUUGCUUGCACGAGAUAGGAAGUGCCUGCACAAAGGAUCAGGCACAUGACAAAUCUGUACGCAGUUCAAGUAUUUCACACGUCGUUUCCUCUUCUGGAAAUGCUGGCACCAAGAUAACUGAUCCACUCAAAGUCAAUGAUAAUGAAGUGGCAGUGGCAUCAAAUUCUGAACUUGAGAAAGUGGUGUCUGUUGCCAGUGUGAAAGAAGGCAAAAAACGAUUUAAAGACACUUCAAGAAAUGCUCUUGGUGAAACCAGUAAUUCAAAGAAAGUAGCAACUCAUGUCGGAAGGAAUGCAGGUGCCAAGAGGCCUCGAGGUGCUAGUAUUGAGGCUGAAGGAUCACCUAUUAACAGUGGUAAGAAAGUUGUUUCUGAGUCGUGGCCUGGUUUUCCUCAUGAACAUGCUGAUCCAGCCUCUAAAAGUGGCUGCAGCUCGGCAAGUGCAGCUGAACUCAAAACAAAUCCUCCAAAGAAAGCACUGAUUUGUAGAGUAACAGAUAUUGUUGCAAAGAGGACACGAAAUGCUUGCGCCAAGAUAGAUGACGCACGGCUAGCUUCUGGAUUGGAAUUCAGUAAGGUGAAUUCUCAAGAACAUAUUGAGAUAAACCCCAAAAAGUUCUUUGACAUUCAAAAUGCUGAUGAACAUCAAAGAAAUUCGCCGAAGAAAAUACCAAGCACCAGAGUAAGUAAUAAAGCUGCUAAGAGGUCACGGAAAUCUGACACCAACACAAGCAAUGAAACACUGGUUGACAAAAGCGAGACAGUGGCGACUGGUUCAUUGUUUGAUGAUUUGUUUCCCUCAGACAAUGUUGAAGAAUGCCCUAAAAAUCUUUCUAGUUGUGCAAGUGCUAGUGACUGUGGAACACUUACCCCCAAGACCAUAUCGAAUGCCAGAAUUAGGAAUGCAGUUCCCAAGAGGAAAAUGAAAACUGUAGAAGACAAGUCAGGUAGUAAGUGUGGCAAAGUUGGUACUGCCAUUGCAUCAGUAGCAAAAGCUGUCUCAUCAAAGAGAGCCGAAAAGAUUUCAUGCAAUAUCAACAAAGUAACUGCUGAUCAGGACUCCGAGAAAUCCAAUAAGGAUGUGAUAAGGGAUGUUUCUGGAUUGUUUUGCCAAGAUUCUGGCACUGUAGACAAGCAAGAAGGACCACACAAUUCUAAGUUGAGAAGCAGCAAAAGAAAUAAAGUUCCAACUUCAUAUCAUGAAAAGGAGAACAGACUAGACUGUAGUAAUCUCAACUCUAAAUCAAAUAGAACUGGCAGUUUGUGUUCCAAAUCUGAUGCAAAAUCAAUUGAGAAACGCACACUAGUGCUCAGUGAACACCAAAGGGUAAAAGGAAGUAAAUCUGGAGCCUUGACCUUGAGUGAACCUUCAUUAUUUAUUUUGAGUGGAGAUCGUGAGCAGAGAAGGGAGUAUCGCUCAAUUCUUAGACGCCUGAAGGGACGAGUUUGUAGGGAUUCACAUCAUUGGACAUAUGAAGCAACACAUUUCAUUGCCCCAGAUCCUCUUAGGAGAACCGAGAAGUUCUUUGCAGCAGCUGCAGCAGGCAGGUGGAUACUCAAAAGAGAGUACUUGACGUCGUGCAUUGAGGCAGGCAAGUUUGUGGAUGAAGAACCAUUUGAAUGGUUUGGUACAGGCCUUAAUGAUGGAGAAACAAUCAGCUUUGACGCACCCAGAAAAUGGCGAAAUAUAAGGCAACAGAUGGGACAUGGUGCCUUCUACGGAAUGCAGAUCGUUGUCUAUGGACAGCUCAUAUUACCAACGCUGGAUACAGUGAAGCGCGCUGUAAAAGCUGGUGAUGGCACCAUUUUGGCAACAUCACCACCAUACACUCGAUUUCUAGACUCUGGAGUUGACUUUGCCGUGGUAUCAGCGAGCAUACCUAGAGCAGACGCAUGGGUUCAGGAAUUCAUCAGGCACGGUAUUCCCUGUGUCAGUGCUGAUUAUCUGGUUGAGUACGUCUGCAAGCCUGGCCACCCCCUCGAUCGACAUGUUCUCUUCAAGACGAACAAUCUGGCCAACAAGUCCCUUGAGAAACUCAAGAAGAACCAGGACGAGAUGGCCACCGAGGAGACGGAACAGUCGGAAGACGAAGACGAAGACGAUCCGGAGGACCUGAGUUGCUCGGCGUGCGGGCGCAAGGACCGGGGAGAGGUGAUGCUGAUCUGUGGCGACGAGGACGGUGAAACCGGUUGUGGGAUCGGUAUGCACAUCGACUGCUGCGACCCUCCCCUGGACGCUGUCCCCGACGACGAUUGGCUGUGCCCCAAGUGCGCCGUACCGAAAGCCAAGACAAAGCGUACUAGGGGCACUGAACGCAAGGCAAGGGGAUCCAGGCGAAGGUGAUCCGGUGAUGUUCUGUACUACACACCCUUGUUGUAUUGAACGGAAUAAAUGAACCAAUAAUCGGAGCCAUUGUAAAGUUAUCAGAAAUGCCGUCUCAGCAUUUCUUUGAUGACCAUUAUUCAUGUU
Panicum hallii is the source of this 4577-nucleotide messenger RNA. RefSeq names its product BRCT domain-containing protein At4g02110-like. The record is from RefSeq and is a predicted model, not a curated record. NCBI's taxonomy places the organism in Eukaryota, Viridiplantae, Streptophyta, Magnoliopsida, Poales, Poaceae. Bases 48 to 4451 code for a protein of 1467 amino acids. The transcript has 10 exons.